AUGACACACAUCGAAAGAGUCGAGGAGGCCGAGAGCCAAGAGGUACGGCCAAAAGUCGCUUUGUCGACCAUACUGGCAGUGUUUUUCCUAGGUCUUUCAUUUGUUCCCGCCAUUGCGUCAGGCUUUGUAAUGCCUUCACAGAUCAUCGCCCAGAUUGGUAUGUCACUGGACGGUCUUGAGGACAUUGCAUGGAUCCCUGGCGGUUGGUCCAUCGGCGCUGCUGUCUCUUUCUCUAUCGCUGGUGCGCUAAGUGAUAUCUUUGGACGUCGGUGGGUUGUCAUGUUUGGUCAAAUCCUUGUCCUCGUUGGCGCUAUCGUCUCUGCUACAGCGAGCACAGUUCGCAUUGUCGCUGCAGGCAGUUCUAUGAUCGGCUUCGGUGCUGGUUGUAUCCUGGUCUCAUACGCAGGUAUCGCAGAGUUGCUCCCCAAUAAAUACCGUGGUAUAGGACUAGCAUGGACAGAGUUCUGUAUCACCAUCCCAUGGGGCGUGCUUUCCGGUUAUAUCGCAACUCAGCUCUAUCUCAAGUCCACCUGGAGAUGGUGUUACUACAUCAGCAUUAUCUACGCUGGGCUCGUGCUCAUCGGCACCUACUUCUCCUACUACCCGCCAUCUCACCCACAAGGAGACUAUGAAAGAUCCAGAUGGCAGGAAUUCAAAGAGCUGGAUUUUGUGGGUCUCGGGCUCUUCACUGCCGGUCUUGUUGUUUUCCUGGUCGGUAUUGCAUACCUCGGUCGUACCACCUACUCUGUGCCAAUGGUUGCAGCAACCAUCACGGUUGGUGGCACUGUCUUCAUCUCGGCAUUUGUCUACGACUUCACCAUACCGAAGAAGCCCAUCUUUCCUCUCCAUCUUUUCCGUAUGUUUGGCGAGUUUUCGGUCUAUCUGAUCAUUCUAUUCGUCUGCGGAAUGAUCUGGCAAUCCAUGAUCGCGUUGUCUAGCCAGGGUGCUCUCUACAUGUUCACCAACAAUAUCACCGAGAUUGGUAUCAUCUCCAUUCCGGGAAACGUCUCUGGUGUCAUCGGAGGUUGGAUCUUGCCGAGUUUAAUCCAUAAGAUCAAGCAUGUGCGAUACCAGGUAUUCGCCGCUAUCCUUGUCCAGACAAUCUUCACCGCGUCUUAUGCUGCCGUGGUUCCCAACAACAAGAUCGGCUACAUGAUUCUCCCCAUGUUUGGACAGAGCGCCUUCACUUGGAUGACCAUACUUUCAUUGGUGGCAUCUGGACUAUUCGUCCCACCUGAGGAGUUGGGAACCACCGCUGGGCUGCUUGGAACAUUCCGCAGCGCAGGAGGAUCUGUUGGAAAUGCCGUCUUCUCCACCAUCCUCGCUUCGAAUCUGAACAAGCACUUGGCCAAGAACAUUGCGGGCGCUGCUAUAGGCUCCGGCUUCAACCCAGCAGAUCUCGGCAAGCUCAUUCCCGCCGUCAUCCAGAACGCAGUUGGGGUUCCAGGAGUCCUGAAGAGCGUCCCCGGGAUCACUACAGCAGUCGAAGAAGCCACCAGCGCUGCAUUCAAGAACACCUACGCAGACGCCUUCCAGCUGGUGUAUUACUGUACCAUCCCAUUCGGUGUCGUCGCUUUGGUCGCGGCUUACUUCGUUCGCGAUCCUGGUCAUCUAAUGAAUAAUCACGUUGCUGUGCACCAGGAGAAGAUGGUACUCGAGCACAGGAAGCAGAAAGAGAUCGGUGAGGAUGGUAUCAAGGUAUCCGCAUGA
This is a messenger RNA of Aureobasidium namibiae CBS 147.97, 1710 nucleotides long. Its product is annotated as MFS general substrate transporter. Bases 1 to 1710 code for a protein of 569 amino acids. The record is from RefSeq and is a predicted model, not a curated record. Gene Ontology annotation, cellular component: membrane. Gene Ontology annotation, biological process: transmembrane transport. The transcript has 5 exons. Lineage: Eukaryota; Fungi; Ascomycota; Dothideomycetes; Dothideales; Saccotheciaceae. Gene Ontology annotation, molecular function: transmembrane transporter activity.